Messenger RNA from Phytophthora sojae, 207 nucleotides. RefSeq lists its product as hypothetical. The transcript has 2 exons. The record is from RefSeq and is a predicted model, not a curated record. Bases 1 to 207 code for a protein of 68 amino acids. NCBI's taxonomy places the organism in Eukaryota, Oomycota, Peronosporomycetes, Peronosporales, Peronosporaceae.
AUGCGCUUCACGGUCCACACCUUCCUGCUGGCCGUAUUCGCGCUGACGAACAACGCCGACACCGUCGACACGGAAGACAGUAGCGUGAAAACGUAUCUGACAGAGAAAGGGAAGAGUUUGACCACGAACGCGACGAUCAAGGCCUGGCUUGCUUUCGGCAAGUCGGACGAGCAAGUGAUGAAAGCGCUGGAUUCAAGAAUGGCUUGA